Molecule: messenger RNA, 1182 nt
Organism: Solanum dulcamara
Lineage: Eukaryota; Viridiplantae; Streptophyta; Magnoliopsida; Solanales; Solanaceae
Product: exopolygalacturonase-like
Exons: 4
Coding region: 1-1182 (393 amino acids)
Biological process (GO): carbohydrate metabolic process
Molecular function (GO): polygalacturonase activity
Source: RefSeq, a predicted model, not a curated record
AUGACUUCAAAUUAUUGUUUAGAAAUAGUUUUUAUUAUCGGCCUUGUUCUUGUAUGCACUAAUGCUGAGGGAAAGAUCUUCAAUGUCCUUUCCUAUGGUGCUAAAGCAGAUGGAGUGACAGAUGAUAGUAAGGCAUUUUCGAAUACUUGGACGGAUGCAUGCAAAUGGAAUGGAAAAGCCACAUUGUUGAUACCUUUAGGAGUAUACAAGGUACAUGCUACAAAUUUUAGUGGACCAUGCAAAGAAUUCGCCUUGACCUUCCAAAUCAAAGGAAUUAUUAAAGCUCCAUCACACCCUACACUAAACUGCAAUAUGUCUUGGAUUUCUUUUCAAUAUAUGAAUGGAUUAGAAAUUGGAGGAGGCGGAACGUUAGAUGGACAAGGACCUUCUGCUUGGGGAAAGCAUCACUGCAAAAAUCUUCCUUUAACACUAGGAUUCUCUUUUAUCAACAAUGCGGUUGUGCGUGACAUACAUUCAAUCAAUAGCAAGCAUGUACAUUUCAAGGUCUUUUCUUGCAAUAACAUGACAUUUAGUCAUGUUAACAUAACGGCACCAGGCAACAGCCCUAACACGGAUGGCAUUCACAUUGCCCUGUCCACCAACAUUCAUGUCUUGGAUUCCAACAUUGGCACCGGAGAUGAUUGUAUAGCUAUAAUCACAGGAAGCAAAAAUAUCAACAUUUCAGGAGUCACUUGUGGCCCUGGCCAUGGAAUAAGCAUUGGUAGCUUAGGAAGUUCACCAAAUGAAGUUGUUAAGGACAUACAUGUCAAAAAUUGCACUCUCAUUGCUACUCAAAAUGGAGUGAGGAUUAAAACUUGGGGAUCAUCGGAUGUUGGUAACGUUACCCAUAUAACUUUUGAAGAUAUUGUCAUGAAAAGAGUUUGGAAUCCUAUGAUUAUUGACCAGCACUAUUGCCCGAAUCAUAAUUGCAGCAGUCAGGAAAGUUCAGUACAAAUCAAGAACGUGACAUUCAAAAACAUAAGGGGAACUUCAAGUUCACGGGCAGCAGUUACUUUAUAUUGCAGUGCAUCAUUUCCUUGUAAAGAAAUCAUCCUUAAUGAUAUCAACUUAGUCUACCAUGGCCCUCAUGAACCUGCGAUUGCAUCCUGCACUCACGCCAAAGGGAAAGCCACCGGCAAGGAGUUGCCUCCAAGUUGUUUAACGAAAUCUCUCAAUUCAUGA